AAAAGCACAAUGCUGAUUCCUGUGACCUGCUGCUGGAGGUGUUUUGAGAUGAAGACGAUAAUUAGGCAGUCUUCUGUUUAACUGCAGUACAGACUCUUAUUACUAUGUGGGAAGUUAAAAUGGUCGCGUGUCUGCUCACGGCCUCGCUUAUUCGCGCGCGGCUUGUCACGCACAGACCGGAGCGGGAUUGUUCGGGUGUGUGUGAUCCGUCCCGCUGCCCGCCCUCCCCGGAGUCCUGCUACUUCGGCGUGGUGAGGGACGCGUGCCGCUGCUGUGCUGAGUGCGCCUCAGGAGAGGGAGACCUGUGCGGUGAACGGGGCCGCGCGCGCUGCGGCGAUGGUCUGCGCUGCGAUCGCGCCGCGGGGGCGCGCACGUGCAUGUGUGUCACCGCUGGACUAGUCUGCGGAAGCGACGGCCGCACGUAUCCGAGUGAGUGCCGUCUCAGAGCUGAGAACCGGAGGGCCGAGCGGAGCCGCGCGCCCGCUGUCAUCCCUGUACAAAAAGGCGCGUGCGAGUCCGGUUCUCAGAACCCCAGCAGUAUGCGCUACAAAUUCAAUUUCAUAGCAGACGUAGUGGACAAGAUUGCUCCUGCAGUCGUUCAUCUAGAACUGUUUAAAAGCCUGCCAUAUACAAACCAAGAAAUGCCAGUUUCCACUGGCUCAGGGUUUAUUGUGUCAGAAGAUGGCUGGAUAGUCACCAACGCCCAUGUACUAUCCAACAAAGAGAGAAUUAAAGUGGAACUGAACAGCGGUGUGCAUCACGAGGCUACAAUCAAGGAUGUGGACCAGAAAUUAGACAUCGCUUUGAUUAAGAUUGAUUCAGAGGAGGCUUUGCCCAUCCUGUCUCUGGGCCGCUCCUCUGACCUGCGCCCUGGGGAGUUCGUGGUGGCCGUGGGCAGCCCUUUCUCUCUGCAGAACACCGUCACGACAGGCAUCAUCAGCACCACGCAGCGCGGCAGCCGCGAACUCGGCCUCCACAACUCCGACAUGGAGUACAUCCAGACGGAUGCCAUCAUUAACUAUGGCAACUCUGGAGGGCCGCUUGUUAAUUUGGAUGGAGAUGUCAUCGGCAUAAACACUCUGAAGGUCACAGCAGGAAUAUCAUUUGCAAUUCCCUCAGAUCGGAUACGGCAGUUCCUCGCGGACUCCUAUGAGAGACAAAGAAAAGGAAACGCACCGCCCAAAAAACGCUAUAUGGGAGUGAAGAUGUUACAGCUAACACCAUCUUUAAUCAGAAACCUGAAAGAGAGAGAGACUGAGUUCCCAGAACUCAGUUCAGGCGUGUACAUCUAUGAGGUGAUCCCUGGAACAGCUGCCUCCAGUGCUGGCCUCCAGAAGCAUGACGUGAUUGUCAGCAUUAACGGCAAGUCUGUUCAGAGCACGGACGACGUGGGUCAUGCAGUGCAAUCAGCCGAAACGCUCUCUGUGACAGUAUGGCGUAUUAGUGAAACUGUCACGUUCACGGUUGUUCCAGGAGAACUGGAGUGACCUUGCAGAAAAACACGCGUUCCCAAAAACUACUAGUAUCGGUCACGACCGAAGAUUCCUGUUCAUUGGUAUUUUUAAUAUUCUUGAAUGUAUUACCCAUCAUGCACAGGGAAUACAAGUCAGUUUUAUUUUUAAAGAACAGCUGCAAAUAGUUGGUUGGUUUACAAAUAAUUCAAUAUCUGUAAACUACAUAUCUUUAAGCACUUAAGCAGCUGUGAUUGGUUUUCACAGAAGUGAUUUAUAUGUAAUAUUACACAAAUUUAUAGGAUAAUACACUCCUUAUAUGGGCAUUGUCUAAGUUUUUUUUGUUGCAUGUAAGCUUAUCCUGGUGCAACGGUAUUGUCAAAUACGUAAAUAAGACUAACAGGUUUUAUUCUUGUAUACACGGUGAA
Molecule: messenger RNA, 1879 nt
Organism: Clarias gariepinus (North African catfish)
Lineage: Eukaryota; Metazoa; Chordata; Actinopteri; Siluriformes; Clariidae
Gene: htra4
Product: HtrA serine peptidase 4
Exons: 9
Coding region: 105-1487 (460 amino acids)
Biological process (GO): positive regulation of apoptotic process; proteolysis; programmed cell death
Cellular component (GO): extracellular region
Molecular function (GO): serine-type endopeptidase activity; protein binding
Source: RefSeq, a predicted model, not a curated record